UGCAGAUCGACGGGCAGAAAUGUACGAGCUGCGAACUGAAUAAAUAAAGAAUGAAUACGCCAAAAAUCGAGCGACCGCCGGACGAAAACACAACACUAGUGAAUGAAACGGAACCGUUACGAAUGGUUCUAGAUUUAAACGACACAUUCUUUUAUCGAACGCUGAACGGAAGUAACUGUACAUUUGAAAAUGGAACGUGUAGUGAUGUGAGUUAUAACUAUUGGGCGUUGUCGUUACUAGUGUUCCCGUUAUUGACGUUAUUUGGGAAUGUGUUAGUGAUAAUAAGUGUGUCUAGGGAGCGUAGUUUGCAAACUGCUACGAACUAUUUUAUUGUGAGUCUGGCGGUCGCCGAUCUGUUGGUGGCGGUCGUCGUGAUGCCGUUUGGAGUUUAUUACUUGUUUAAUGGAGCAUGGGGGCUGCCGGCCGUGGUGUGUGACUGCUACAUCGCCAUGGACGUGACGUGCUCCACAUCUAGCAUAUUUAACUUAGUUGCCAUCUCCGUUGACAGAUACAUAGCAGUAACACAACCUAUAAAAUACGCGAAACACAAAAGCAACGGCCGAGUGUGGACCAUGAUCUGCAUAGCCUGGCUCGUCUCUGGCGGCAUCGGGAGCCCCGUAGUCCUCGGUCUCAACAACUCACCGGACAGAAGAGUAGAUCAGUGUCUCUUUAAUAAUACGGACUACGUCAUAUACUCGUCGCUCGGCAGUUUUUACCUGCCGUGUGUUAUUAUGAUGUUCCUGUAUUAUAAUAUAUUUAAGGCAAUACGCCAGCGAGCGAAGAAGCAGCGCUCAGCAAAAAGCACGUCGUCAGGCAUCGCUUCAGCUUCCAGUGGCACAGCGGCCGUAGUUAUUGAAAACUUGGCACAGACGCCAAGGCUGCAGAGCACAGAACCUCCUACAAAUACUGCUUCGGCUUCGGGCAGUAACGAGGAUGAGGAGGACGACAACUUCGACAGAACAGAGAUGGGCGUAUACGCAGAUGAGCUGGCAACGACGCGAUCUGCAAGGUUCAUGCUAGCGGCCGUUGUGGAGGAGACUGGCCUGAUCAUGGCGAACCUGGCGUCCCCCAUCCCCAUGAUGGACCCCAACACCAACAACGACUCCGGGUACGCGCCCUCCAAUAUUGACGGGGACACUAAGGACCACAGUCCCCCUGCGUCCCCCAAGGAGAAGAAAGAGAAUGGAGCGCCUAAGAAACCGGAGCUUAAGAAGAAGCUAAGUAACCUCAGCAAAAGCUCAGUAAUCUCCACGCCUCGCCGGCGCUUCAGGUCUGCAGCAUCAGCGGCCAGGUUCACCAUCUUCCGAGCUAACCGAGCUGGGAAGCUGCGGGCCAAGAGCUUCGCGAAGAAGGAGAAGAAGGCUACACAGACGCUCGCUAUAGUGCUGGGUGUCUUCCUCUUCUGCUGGGCGCCGUUCUUCACCUGCUCGGUCUUCGACGCCGUCUGCACUAAGCUCGGGCUCCCCUACGGGCCCGGCUACACCGUCUUCAUCCUCACAACAUGGCUGGGCUACAUCAACUCGUUCCUCAACCCCGUCAUCUACACCAUCUUCAAUCCGGAGUUUAGAAAGGCGUUCCGCAAGAUCCUGCACUGCGGUACCUAGCCCAUAGAUUAUCUGGUCGUGUAUGAUUAGAUCCCC
Molecule: messenger RNA, 1640 nt
Organism: Cydia fagiglandana
Lineage: Eukaryota; Metazoa; Arthropoda; Insecta; Lepidoptera; Tortricidae
Product: dopamine D2-like receptor
Exons: 8
Coding region: 51-1604 (517 amino acids)
Biological process (GO): adenylate cyclase-activating adrenergic receptor signaling pathway
Cellular component (GO): plasma membrane
Molecular function (GO): dopamine neurotransmitter receptor activity, coupled via Gi/Go; G protein-coupled receptor activity
Source: RefSeq, a predicted model, not a curated record